CACCUUUGUUGAGAAAAGUUUGCUUCGAUUCUCCUUUCCCGAUCCCGAAAAUUUUACGAUGGCUGUGGUUCACUUUCUUGUCGCUGACACUACCAUUGGAGCCGCUUCGAAUGGCAUCGGAGUCGCAAAAAUCCUACUUCGAAACUUUCAUGCUUGCAAUACCCUCUCUCUGAUUGAUUCAUAUGCGGAGCAGUCAUCUUCUUCAUCACCGUCCGCCAGAGCUCUGCAAAUCUCAUCGGUGAGCAGUAAUGCCGUCGACGCUGUCGCCUCACCACCUGCCAAAUCAUGUUCAUGCAGAGUACCUCGUCGGACCCUUCUCCGCAGAAAACGACGAAAUAAGCGCAGGUUAUCCGGUGAUGACUCCGAGAACGUCGGAGACGAGGGGUUCCUUUCCGGUGACGGUGGCGAUGGUCCUUCUGGGGGUAAUGACGGUGGUUUUGGAGGCGGCGGUUGGAACUAUAAUGGAUUUGGUGAAGGGCGUGACGGGGAUGAAUCGUCGUCUUCGCAUUCGGAUCCUGCUUUUGAUUUUGUCUAUGAGGUGCUGUCCUGGAUCAUGCUUUCUAAUUGCCUCCAUUUUGCGUUCAAGAAGAUUAUCCGAUCGGCUGCGGACGGCAUUGUGGGUGCUGACAGAGGAAAAGUUCUUGGGAAACCGGUGCCAACGAUUUGGUACCUUUUACUGCAUCGAAAUAUAUCCUUUUAGGAAAGUAGGCUGAGAGCUGGGAUCAUUUAUGU
Molecule: messenger RNA, 732 nt
Organism: Neltuma alba
Lineage: Eukaryota; Viridiplantae; Streptophyta; Magnoliopsida; Fabales; Fabaceae
Exons: 1
Coding region: 59-700 (213 amino acids)
Source: RefSeq, a predicted model, not a curated record